AUGCCUUUCCCAGCAGAGAACGAGCCGGUGCUUAAGCUACCUCACCCAUACCUGACACCUUAUGUCUUGGUGAAAUCAUCUAAAACCUCCAAGGCCGGAGCUCAAUUGCUCCAAGCCCAGCCCCAAGCAGCAGGCAAUGGCAAGGCUCCUUCUGAACCUCUCCACAGCACAUCGCUCUUCUUCACCGAGCCGGCAGACUUGAAAUCAAGCGAGAGGCCGGCUGAGUCCAACAACACCCCAUGGGGAAGAGCUCGCCGAUCGCCCUCCUCCACGUUUACUUGGGAUGGCACAUCAGCACCUACCCUCGCGCAAGCAUGGCUUCUUGUCUAUGUCCUGUUCACGAUCAGGCCACAGAUGGAGUAUUGCCGUUUGACACUGGACGGCUCCGGAAAGGAGAAGCUCGCGACCCAGCUCAAGUCGGUCUUGUUGGCCAUUGACCACCCUACUGAAUCGGAAGCUGUGGAUGAGUUGCUGCUCUUGCGGAGCACCUUCUGGCAAGGCGCCGGAUCUCCAUUCGGACCUCGCACCGCAUGGAUCCCUGAGGACGAUGGGGUCGAGAUGAGCAAGCCGCUCUCGUCCUAUCCAUUGACACCCUACGAGAACAAAAUGACCAACGAGCCGCCGAGCAUUCUGACCUGGCAUCCUCGACGACCGGCCAAGCCCCGCCCCGGAUCAGUCAUCUACAGUCGCUGGAUCCCCCAUCUCAAGGAAAACUUCUCCAUGGUGGCCCUCGAUUACCAGAACGAAGAACAUCUGCGUCUGUUCCAUGAGUGGCAGAACGAUCCACGUGUGGCACAGGGUUGGAACGAAACGGGAACACUGGAACAACACCGGGAGUACCUGCGUAAGCAGCACGUCGAUCCGCACCAGGUCACGAUUCUGGCAAGAUUUGACGAUACCUUCUUCGCAUAUUUCGAAGUAUACUGGGCCAAGGAGGACCGAUUGGGUGCUUACUACAGUGCUGGCGACUUCGACCGCGGUCGGCACUCGCUCGUCGGCGACGUUCGAUUCCGCGGAGCUCACCGUGUGACGGCGUGGUGGUCAAGUCUCAUGCACUACCUGUUCCUCGACGACCCGCGCACCAUGUUCGUCGUUGGAGAGCCGAAGUAUACGAAUAGCUCGGUGUUGGGUUACGAUUUCAUCCACGGUUUUGGUCUGGACAAGUUCGUCGAUCUUCCGCACAAGCGCUCCGCAUUCGUGCGAUGCUCGAGGGAAAGGUUCUUCCAACUCUCGCCCUUGGCCGAGAGCGAGAAGGCAGUUGGUGGAACCCAUGUUGGGCUGCUGCCCAAGUUGUAG
Messenger RNA from Neoarthrinium moseri, 1296 nucleotides. RefSeq lists its product as uncharacterized. NCBI's taxonomy places the organism in Eukaryota, Fungi, Ascomycota, Sordariomycetes, Amphisphaeriales, Apiosporaceae. The record is from RefSeq and is a predicted model, not a curated record. The transcript has 2 exons. Bases 1 to 1296 code for a protein of 431 amino acids. Gene Ontology annotation, biological process: siderophore biosynthetic process.